AGUGGCGUCUCUCGGUUCGGAGUGCUCCUGCAGUGUACUGGUUGUGAUAGCGCAAGUCGGUUUAAGUGGUUAAAGCCGUUAUUCCGAUUCUGGCCGGUGCCGGGUUAUGAAACUCACAGGAAGCAGCGCUAGAGCGCUUUCCCCGCCGCCAUGGCUGUUUUCGCCCCUGCCAAUCAGCCUCAGCUCAUCCGCAGCUGUCAGAAGGAUGAGCACUUCCAGGGCUGCCUGAGGGGCCAGGCUCAUGAGGCCUGUCUGGCUUUUGCAGGUGCUAAAAAGUGGUUACAAUGGCGAAAAGAAGUUGAGUUGUUGUGUGAUGUUGCAUAUUACACGAUAACUACAUUUUCAGGUUACCAAACCCUUGGGGAGGAAUACGUAAACAUUGUCCAAGUUGAUUCAUCAAAAAGGAAGAUUCCGUCCUUGUUUCAGAGAGCCGUAUUCAUAUGUGGCUACACGGUGUUCCCAUACCUGUUGGAAAAGGAGCUAGCGCUCUUGGAACAGGAGCUCCAAAUUGAAACUGACGGAAUCCGGGUGUCACAUGGCAGCUUGUCUUCUGGAUCCCACCGGAGGUCAUGGCUGAGGAGGAAGGUUCAUCGGAAGAUCUCUGCCCUGUCAGAGCAGCAGAGAAAGACUUUGAUAAAGACUGUCUAUGUUAUUAGACAGAGCAUCAUCUUCCUGAGAAGGUUACAUCUUGCCAUAUUCUACUUGAAUGGAACGUUCUAUCAUAUUGCCAAACGCCUAACCGGAAUAAACUAUCUUCGCGUCCGAGGAGCUCUUGGAGAUGAUCAGCCUGUACGCAGAAGUUAUAGCCUUCUUGGUGUAGUGUCGUUGAUUCACCUCGCAUUACUUAUCGGUGUUCAGAUUAGUAACUUCCACCAAAAGCAGGAGGCCCAGCAGAAGUGGAAACUCCAUCGCCGGAUGUCUUACCAGAGGGCCCCACCACAUGACAAAUCCUACCAGAAACCCUCAAAAUGCACCCUUUGUUUGGAAUCCCGAAGACACAGCACUGCCACACCAUGUGGCCAUCUGUUCUGCUGGGGGUGUAUCACUGAAUGGUGUAACACGAAGGCUGAAUGCCCAUUAUGCCGAGAAAAGUUUCAUCCACAAAAACUUGUCUAUUUGCGCUAUUACCGAUAACAUGCUGGAAUGUGUCCACCCAUUCAAGAACUUCAAGAGGCGUCUUACAAUGCAGCUACAUUGCUUCUUAUGUCGCAGGACAGGAGUGUGUCUCAUACUGUUUCGCGAAACUACCCAAAAUUGCCAGCUUCUUUACAGAAUCUUUGAGGUUUGUGAAAAAAAUAAACACCCACGCUAGAUUUAGCAUGCAGUUUCAUAUACUCAAUGCAGAUGGGGCAUCAUAAUGUGAAGUCCAAUAACAAAGGUACCAUAUCAAUGCAAUUGUACCCAUCCGAUACCUCUCUACACAGAAUAUGUUUCCAUUCUCCAAAUACAAUAAAACCCAUAUUUAUUUUGCUGA
Messenger RNA from Spea bombifrons (plains spadefoot toad), 1474 nucleotides. RefSeq names its product peroxisomal biogenesis factor 10 (gene PEX10). NCBI's taxonomy places the organism in Eukaryota, Metazoa, Chordata, Amphibia, Anura, Pelobatidae. Gene Ontology annotation, biological process: protein import into peroxisome matrix. Bases 151 to 1134 code for a protein of 327 amino acids. Gene Ontology annotation, cellular component: peroxisomal membrane. Gene Ontology annotation, molecular function: zinc ion binding. The record is from RefSeq and is a predicted model, not a curated record. The transcript is spliced from 6 exons.